AUGCGCCAAGCAGAUCGCGGAAAUAGCCGAGUAUUUGACGGAAACAGCCGAGCGGACAUCAAGGAGCACGUGAAGCAGCUGGAGAAGGCCGUGUCGGGCAAGGAGCCGCGCUACGUGCUGCGCGCCCUGCGCGCGCUGCCCUCCACCUCGCGCCGCCUCAACGCCAACGUGCUGCACAAGGCCGUGCACGGCUUCUUCACCUCCAACGGCGCCGCGCGCGACUUCCUGCUCGGCUUCCUGGAGGAGUCCAUGGACACGGAAGCGGAGCUGCAGUUCCGCCCGCGCACGGGGAAGGCGGCGGCGGCCCCUCUGCUGCCCGAGGUGGAGACCUACCUGCAGCUGCUGCUCGUCAUCCACCUGAUGAACAGCAAGCGCUACGCCGAGGCCCAGAAAGUGUCUGACGACCUGAUGCAGAAGAUCAGCUCGCAGAACCGCCGCGCCCUCGACCUGGUGGUGGCCAAGUGCUACUAUUACCACUCGCGCGUCUACGAGUUCCUGAACAAACUCGACGUGGUCAGGAGCUUCCUGCACGCGCGGCUGCGCACGGCCACGCUGCGCCACGACGCCGACGGGCAGGCCACGCUGCUCAACCUGCUGCUGAGGAACUACCUGCACUACAACCUCUACGACCAGGCGGAGAAGCUCGUCUCCAAGUCGGUGUUUCCCGAGCAGGCCAACAACAACGAGUGGGCCCGGUACCUCUACUACACGGGGCGCAUCAAGGCCAUUCAGCUGGAGUACUCGGAGGCGCGGAGGACCAUGACGAACGCCCUGCGCAAGGCGCCGCAGCACACGGCCGUGGGCUUCAAGCAGACGGUGCACAAGCUGCUCAUCGUGGUGGAGCUGCUGCUGGGCGAGAUCCCCGACCGGCUGCAGUUCAGGCAGCCCUCGCUCAAGCGCUCGCUCAUGCCCUACUUCCUGCUGACCCAGGCCGUCAGGACUGGGAACCUGGCCAAGUUCAACCAGGUCCUCGAUCAGUUUGGGGACAAGUUCCAGGCCGACGGCACCUACACGCUGAUCAUCCGCCUGAGGCACAACGUCAUCAAGACGGGGGUGCGGAUGAUCAGCCUCUCCUACUCCCGCAUCUCCCUGGCUGAUAUUGCCCAGAAGCUGCAGCUGGACAGCCCCGAGGACGCCGAGUUCAUCGUAGCCAAGGCCAUCCGCGACGGCGUCAUCGAGGCCAGCAUCAACCACGAGAAGGGAUACGUGCAGUCCAAGGAAAUGAUCGACAUCUACUCGACGCGGGAGCCCCAGCUGGCCUUCCACCAGCGCAUCUCCUUCUGCCUCGACAUCCACAACAUGUCGGUGAAGGCCAUGAGGUUUCCACCCAAAUCGUACAACAAGGACUUGGAAUCUGCAGAGGAGCGCCGGGAGCGCGAGCAGCAGGACCUGGAGUUUGCCAAGGAGAUGGCGGAGGACGACGACGACGGUUUCCCGUGACCCUCGGGCCCUGCUUUUUUUAUUGGUCCCGAGGGAAGAUGCUGUCCCGAGCGGAGCCGCCCUGCCCGGCCCCC
This is a messenger RNA of Nothoprocta perdicaria, 1514 nucleotides long. It is a transcript of the gene PSMD3, whose product is annotated as proteasome 26S subunit, non-ATPase 3. Gene Ontology annotation, cellular component: proteasome complex; proteasome regulatory particle, lid subcomplex. The coding region runs from base 1 to 1440 and encodes 479 amino acids. Gene Ontology annotation, molecular function: protein binding; enzyme regulator activity. Lineage: Eukaryota; Metazoa; Chordata; Aves; Tinamiformes; Tinamidae. The record is from RefSeq and is a predicted model, not a curated record. Gene Ontology annotation, biological process: ubiquitin-dependent protein catabolic process; regulation of protein catabolic process. The transcript has 12 exons.